AUGCUUGGGCUUCUGGCCCCCUUCGCCUUCGGGAACUAUCUUUUUCGAAGCAUCACAGUGAACCGUGGACGUUCGGCCGACUGGGAAUUCGUUCGUGAGACCGCCAACAAUCCCGCCAGCAACCCCAUCGAAGACGUCAGCUCGCCGCUUCUAAGUUGUUAUGAGAAGAUUGGGCGCCCAGUCUCGGCUGUGCAGACUGUGGCACCGGGCACUCGCAUCAGAUUUCCCUCCAGCGUUCCAAUCGGGCACCCCGGUCCAGUGCUAUUCUAUCUGGCCCGUGUGCCCGAUGGCCAGGAUGUCAACUCCUGGACGCCCACCGGCGAUGUCUGGUUCAAGGUGGAUCAGUACGGUAACACGCCCGGUGUGAACAAUCAGUUCGCUGUCGAGAUGACCGAGGUCUUCACGACGAUCCCAGCAAGCCUCCGCCCUGGCAACUACCUUCUCCGCGCUGAGCACAUCGCACUCCACUCCUAUCAGAAGCCACAGUUCUCCCUCGCUUGUGCGCAGCUUCAAGUCACUGGCUCUGGCCCUGAUUUUCCGGAAUCAUUCGUGUCCUUCCCAGGGGCAUACAAGGCUGAUGAUGUUGGUCUGUUAUUCGACAUCUACGCGGGCACAAACAACCCGUAUCCCUAUCCUGGCCCGGCCGUAUGGGUUCCUUCAACUCCUCCGCCGACACCACCCCCUGCCACGACUCUUGUAACUCGCACUACAACUGCGGUCCCGCAGCCAACGGGCCCGCUUUUCGCGAGUUUCUGGCAGCAUUGA
Molecule: messenger RNA, 765 nt
Organism: Verticillium alfalfae VaMs.102
Lineage: Eukaryota; Fungi; Ascomycota; Sordariomycetes; Glomerellales; Plectosphaerellaceae
Exons: 3
Coding region: 1-765 (254 amino acids)
Source: RefSeq, a predicted model, not a curated record